AUGAAGUACCUCUCCAUCGCCAUCCCUCUGCUGGCCGCUGCGACUGUCCAGGCCGCCGCCGUUCCGGAGGCGCAGAAUGAGCCCGGCAUGCCCAUCUGGUGCGGCCACCCCGGCCAGGGCUGCUACAUGUACAAGCGCACCGCCGGUGUCUCCAACGAGGUCAAGCGCUCCGCUGAGGCGCUCGCUGAGGCCAUGGCCGAGGCCCACCCUCAAGCCCUUCAGAUCUGGUGCGGUCACCCCGGCCAGGGCUGUGCCAAGGCCAAGCGCGCCGCCGAGGCCGCCGACGAGGUUAAGCGCUCUGCCGAUGCUCUUGCUUAUGCCAUGGCUGCUCUGGAUGAGGAGUAA
Molecule: messenger RNA, 345 nt
Organism: Penicillium cinerascens
Lineage: Eukaryota; Fungi; Ascomycota; Eurotiomycetes; Eurotiales; Aspergillaceae
Product: mating alpha-pheromone PpgA
Exons: 1
Coding region: 1-345 (114 amino acids)
Source: RefSeq, a predicted model, not a curated record